CAUCAUCAUAUAUAUAUUCCUCAUAUUGGGUACCAUGAGCAGAUUUGCUGAAGUUCAGACCUUUAUUUGUAAAUAUAGAAACAUUAGCAGAAUUAAGGCGGGAUAAUGAGAUAUUAACAAAGAUAUUAAUAACGUCUAUAAACCAUUUUCUGUAAAAAUCAGCUAUAAGUUCAUACUUCAUACCCCUCUCUUUAUAAAACAAGAGCAAUCAACCACGCAAUUCCCAAAUUGAAAUUAAAAAACAUCAGAAAUCAAUUACGAUGUAUUCUUAAUAUGUUUUUACACUUAACAGCAGCAAUAAGAGUUGUAUAUUAAGUAUUGAAACUCGAAAUUACCUUAAUUUCGAGCUUCAAUCUGCAUAUUUUUCCUUGAAUCAGAUAUUUGGGGAGACGGUUUCUGAAGUUAUUUUUAUUGUUGAGAUUUGGGCGAUUGAAUCAUAGUAAUAAUAAUUAAUGGCGGAUCCUUACGGAAGCAGUGAUUCUGAAGAUAUUUCUUCGAUUCUUCAAAUUAUUCUCCACAGCUCGUCCUCGUCCGCCGCGGUCAAGGACAGCGCCGCCUCGGCUCCCGCUGGCGGCUUGUUCGGCGGCGGAGAGGCGCCGGUGCCGUCGGCGAAGUGUUCCUCCGGCGGAGAUUUCUUCGAUCCCAGAAGUUUCGUCGCCAAACAAACUGAAGAAUUUAACCCUUCUGCAAGUAUUGAACACUUGGGCUCCGGCUUCGAGGAAUCCGAAGCUUCUGUUUUUCGAACUAAUUCAAAUCCAGCGCGUUCUUCAAAGAGGAGUAGAGCAGCUGAAGUUCACAAUUUAUCAGAAAAGAGGAGGAGAAGUCGGAUAAACGAGAAGCUGAAAGCACUUCAGAGUUUGACGGAUAAGGCGUCAAUGUUAGAUGAUGCCAUAGAGUAUCUGAAGCAGCUGCAGUUACAAGUUCAGAUGCUAACUAUGAGAAAUGGAAUGAGUAUACAUCCAGGCUACACACUCGGAUCGCUACCAUCGACAUUAACGGGCCCACAAGAAGAAGAUCAUCUGGUUAAUGGGAAUUCAUUUCCAGAUUCAAACAAAGAGUCAAGCUCACUUUCCAAAGGCCAAGAUCUUCUUAUGCAAAACACAAUGGAGAAUAUCAAUCAAGGCCAUUCGACUCAGCAUAUCACUAACACUUCUAAUUCGGUCUUUCUACCGAGUAUUGCUUCAUCUAAUUUCGAGAACCAUUAUGGCCAUUUUCAUCAUUUGUCUGUCCCAAAGGGGGAAAAAAAAUGAUCGUUUGGGGUUCGAGUCGGGAAUAAUAAUGGUUUCAUUCUGACGACCGACAUUUUUUUUUUUUUUUUUU
Molecule: messenger RNA, 1320 nt
Organism: Striga asiatica
Lineage: Eukaryota; Viridiplantae; Streptophyta; Magnoliopsida; Lamiales; Orobanchaceae
Source: the annotation of a GenBank genome assembly